AGAGCGGUGCUCUCGGACGGACACAGUCGUCGUGCACGGCGCAUUCGGCCCCACGUUCGCCGCUUCGAGGAUGGCCCAGCUUAUGACAGUCAAGCUCGCCCGCUUUGACGGGUCACCCUGGGGGUUCCGCCUCCAGGGGGGCAUCGACUUCGCCCAACCCCUUUGCAUCCAGAAGGUCAAUGGGGGCAGCCCUGCUGAGACUGCGGGACUGCAGGCUGGAGACGCCAUCAUCAAGGUGAACAACACCGACGUCUUCAACCUGAGACACAAAGAGGCGCAAGAUGUCAUUGUCAAAGCUGGCAACAGUUUCGAAAUAUCUAUUCAUAGAGGAGGUGCUUCAACAUGGAAACCACAAAUCACACCUGUGGGUGCCCUCCCAAAGCCAGCCCCCCUCAACAACAAUGUAGCGCCAGUCACAAAAACUUCCCUUGCAGUCAACAAACCCGAGGCUGCCCCCAUUGGAAGUGGACACAACAAUCUUGCAAAGCCUUUCGGAGCCCCUCAACUGAAUGGUAACAGCAUCACCAGCAGCAGCAUCACCAGCACCAGUCAAGUGGACACUGUCAAGUCGAUCACCAGCAAGCAAUACAACACACCUGUUGGUCUGUACAGCGAAGAGAACAUCGCUGAGACCCUGUCGGCACAAGCUGAGGUGCUGGCCAGCGGAGUCCUUGGAGUGAACUUCAAGAAAAACGAGCGCAAAUACGAGCCGAACAACAGCGAGGUGCUGCGAAUGGUGCAGGAAGUGGACCAAGAACCCAGAGACGCUGCCGACCCAGAAGGUAAAUUGGCCGAGUUUGAGUACAAGGAAAACCUGAGGAAUAUCAGGAAUGGUGCCUUUCAGUCAGGCACUUUUAAAAGGCUGCAGGCCGCACUUGACGAAGAGUGCCAUCCAAAAGAUCCCGCGUUCGCCCCCAAUUCAAGUCUCCGAAAAGUAACGGCCCCCGAGACACGACCCGCCCCACAGGCCAACAACACCCCAUCCAACAAUAAGACACAGCUGCCUCCCGGACAGAACAUUUGCUCUGAGUGCGAACGAUUGAUUGUAGGUGUGUUUGUCAGAAUCAAGGAGAGGAACCUGCACGUUGAUUGUUUCAAGUGCAACACCUGCGGCGCGUCGCUCAAGAAUAUCGGCUACUUCAACAUUGGUACAAAGUUGUACUGCGAUGUUCACGCGAAAAUGGCCGCCAGGAAAAAUCCACCUGGCCCGAAUUUGGAGCCUGUCGCCGUUCAACCUGGCCAGUUCCCACCUGCAGGAGCCAUUCCUGCCCACGUGGCCGCUGCUGCCAACUUGCAGUCACCGGUGCCUCUGGCCAACCCUCCAGCACCUCUCAAUCAGCCCAAUUCUGCAGUCAACGCUCCACUGCCCUUCCAUACACCACGUAAAGGCACAUCUCACGUGAGCGCACCUCGCACCUACGUUCAGGGGCCAACUCCGCCUUCAUCGGCGCCGGUUCAACAAGCUCCUGCGCCCAAGCCAUUCUUCUCGCCACCGCCCCCGACCGUUAGCAGUGCCCACAUGAACAAGCCUAUCGGAGGCCAAAAGUUUUCGUGGCCUCCUCAAAAACCCGAGGAUUUGGAUCCUAUGCUCACCGGCCCAACAGCCUGCCCUAUCUACAUUAACCCUCUCGAGCCUACCCCUCUGGAGCGCCCACCACCUCCUCCGCAACCUACUGGUCCCGUUAAGCCUGUGCUAGUGGCACCUGUCAAGCCACCCAAAUCGAUCACUCCUGUGCCCAUUGAGAAAGGCCCUCCAGUUUACCUCCAACCUGAAUUUAACCAGAGACCCGUUUCUCCCAUGGUGUUUGCGCUGACCACUGCUCCCGCCCAGCCCUACAACCUGAGGGCCAGCCCUCUGACCGUGAACCAGAACAAGGGAACUGCCUCCGUAAGAGGCCAACAAACCGUUUUGCCCAACUUCCAACCCUCUUUCGACGCUCCACCGCAACCCUUCCAACCUCAGCAGUUCCCCAUCAAGCCUAUCCAACCUGUUCAGCCACCCCACCCAGUGGCAGCACCUGUGCCUAAACCAGCUCCUCCUCCACCUCAGGUUGUAGCUCAGCCCCCACCGCCUCCACCCCAGCCUGUAGUUCAGCCCCCACCUCUUCCACCCCAGCCCGUUUUCUCACCCCCUGCGUUCGCGCCCGCUCCUCCUCAACCCCAAAUCGUUGCACCGAAACCUCAACUGCCAAGUUUGCAAGCUGUUGCUGCCCCUCAGGCCAGACCCAUAUCCCCCCUGCCACCUUUGGCUACGAUUCCCGUAAAACAAACCUUCCCACCCCCGGCUCCUGUGAAUAUGCCAAGGCCGACCUCCCCUCUGCCUCAGCUCACCUCAAUUCCCGCCAAGCAAACCUUCCCUCCGCCGGCACCGCUGUUGAACCUGAGCAAAACCCUGUCCUCCGCGGUGGCUGCUGCGGCUGCCCAACCUCCAGUUUCUGAACCUGACCCAUCAGGAUUUGGCGGCGCACCCCCUGCUAACAACGCCGGCAACGCCAAGGGUGGCAGUCUCGCUGGAACGACAGCUCCGCGCCGAGGAAGGGGCGUCCUGAGUGCACCAGUCGCUGCUGGAGGCCGCGUUCCUCUCUGCGGUCACUGCUCCGGUCAAAUCAGAGGUCCUUUCAUCACCGCCAUGGGAAAAACUUGGUGCCCUGACCACUUCAUCUGCGUCAACGCUCAGUGUCAGCGCCCACUUCAGGACUGCGGUUUCGUUGAGGAGAAGGGUGACCUUUAUUGCGAGUUCUGCUUUGAACAGUUCCUUGCUCCGGCGUGUGAUAAGUGUCGCAAGAAGAUCAAGGGGGAUUGCUUGAACGCGAUUGGCAAGCACUUCCAUCCUGAAUGCUUUAACUGCGCAUACUGCGGCAAACUUUUUGGUAACAGCCCAUUCUUCUUGGAGGACGGUCUUCCUUACUGUGAGGGAGACUGGAAUGAGCUGUUCACUACAAAAUGUUUCGCCUGUGGUUUCCCGAUUGAGGCCGGAGACCGUUGGGUCGAGGCCCUGAACAACAAUUACCACAGCCAAUGCUUCAAUUGCACAUCUUGCAAGAAGAACCUAGAGGGCCAGAGUUUCUUUGCUAAGCAGGGACGUCCUUUCUGCAAGGCCCACGCGCGCUAAUUUGCACACGCAUCCAAGAGGAGAAAAGCCUUGCAUUAUUGUUAAAGUAUUUGAAGAAAAAUCACAUCGUCCACGUUUACUUAAUUUUAUUAUCAACUUAGGAUUAAAAUUUUACUUUUAAAAGUAGAUAACUACUCACUACAAAAAGAAAAGGACUCAAAUGUGCAGAUUUACUGACUGAGGCCUGCUGCCAAAAUUCGGUGCAGGAUUUGCGCAUCCAGGCUGUGGUGCCUCUGCACGUUUGACCCGACUAUGGUUGUUCUAAGUCUUUUAAAAAAAGUGUGCUUCCACUUCUGUGCGAUUUUCUGUAUUUCUAAUCAAAUCGAGUGCCUUAUAAUUACAAAAAAGUUAUAACGAUCGUUUAAAAUGUAUUAACAUCAAGAGGGAUUCUCUGUCCGUGCAAAAUUUACACAACUAUCGUAAUCAAGAGCUACAUUUUAGCACAGAAAGUCGUCAAUAAAAUGUAAAAAUAAGUAAGUGUAAUCGAGUGUAUAUUUCAUCUUUAGUCAAGUUGCGGUCUGUUACCAUAAUUUAAUAUUUGUAAAAAAGGAAUUUGUUGCUUUCAUAAAAAAUGUAACUUUUCAAUUAUCACGAAGUUCAGUUGUCUGUUACACAGUCUUAAUCGAAAAUGGAGUGUUUAGACAAAACGAAUGCAAAAAUAAAAUGCUUGUCAUUAAUAGAAUAAAAAUUACUUGUCGAUAA
Neocloeon triangulifer is the source of this 3814-nucleotide messenger RNA. It is a transcript of the gene Zasp52, whose product is annotated as PDZ and LIM domain protein Zasp. Bases 71 to 3112 code for a protein of 1013 amino acids. Gene Ontology annotation, cellular component: filamentous actin; Z disc; stress fiber. The record is from RefSeq and is a predicted model, not a curated record. Gene Ontology annotation, molecular function: actin binding; muscle alpha-actinin binding. Lineage: Eukaryota; Metazoa; Arthropoda; Insecta; Ephemeroptera; Baetidae. Gene Ontology annotation, biological process: muscle structure development; actin cytoskeleton organization; proteolysis. The transcript has 17 exons.